Oncorhynchus mykiss (rainbow trout) is the source of this 2154-nucleotide messenger RNA. RefSeq names its product ubiquitin-conjugating enzyme E2 D2. Lineage: Eukaryota; Metazoa; Chordata; Actinopteri; Salmoniformes; Salmonidae. The record is from RefSeq and is a predicted model, not a curated record.
GACCAUAGUGCAGCCUAAACUGUGGCCACACAGUAUAGGUUGCUCUGAAACUUCGAGUUUUUAUGAUUUGCUUCAAUUUGGAUGCCUUCUUUAUUCCCAUGUGAGUCAGAAAUUAUGUCAAUUGCAUAGCUCUAACCUGUCUCACGGCUUCCAGCGGAUGUAGCGUGGGCGGACGUUUGCAAUGCAUCACAGCUCUUCGGAGAAGUGAUGCGGUGCCCAGUUCUCUCAGCUGCUAGUAUGAGCCGUAGUGUAUUUCAGUUUCGCUAGACUACUCCGCUACCCAGUCGUUGCAGUGUAUUGUAGAAGAACAAUUUAAAAACGUAGCUAGCAGUAAAAUCUUAAUUUCACAUAGGUAAACCGAGGUUACAUUGACAGCCGCACAAGCACAGCAAUGGCCCUGAAAAGAAUUCAUAAGGAGUUAAAUGAUUUGGCUCGUGACCCUCCAGCACAGUGCUCCGCAGGACCUGUUGGAGAUGACAUGUUUCACUGGCAGGCUACCAUAAUGGGACCAAAUGACAGUCCGUAUCAGGGUGGUGUGUUCUUCUUGACCAUUCACUUCCCCACGGACUAUCCCUUCAAACCACCAAAGGUUGCAUUCACCACAAGAAUCUAUCACCCAAACAUCAACAGCAAUGGCAGCAUCUGCUUGGACAUCCUGAGGUCGCAGUGGUCGCCAGCACUCACCAUCUCCAAAGUCCUCUUGUCCAUCUGCUCACUUCUCUGUGACCCAAACCCAGACGAUCCACUAGUGCCUGAGAUCGCACGCAUCUACAAGACAGACAGGGAAAAAUACAACAGAAUAGCCCGGGAAUGGACCCAGAAAUAUGCUAUGUAGUCUCAAGGCAAUACAGUGGAAAAUCUGCCUUUAUAUUCAAAGGCUUGGGGGAGCUUUGAAUGAAAAGAGGAAAAAAGUAUUGUUGGUUUCCUUUGGAGUGAUUUCUUUGAGCCACACCCUCCCUCUCCCUACGCACUUGACCUCCUUCCCCCUGCCUCACCCCCUUCAACCUGUCCAGCUGCCAUGAUGUACAUAUUUGAGACAGCAAAUUGUAUACUCCACAAUGUCCACCAGGACCCAUGUAGGACCACUCUUAUUUGAUUCCAGGAAGCAUUCCUUAUCAUUUUUAUGAACCCAAGGUUUGCUUUUUCCAAGAUUGAGGGAUUUUAUGUAUGUGCUUUGUUUCUCUGGUUGUUUUUCUCCCUCUGUGCUUCCAGCUGUCCUGUGAGCGGAUGGGAGGGGUGGGAAGAGAAGGGGCUUGGAGAAUGUUUUUGUCUUCUAUUUGGCUAUAAUAAGAAAUAGCCUUCAAUCUGUCAAUCGUUCUGCAAACCUCGAGGGGACUUUCUCUGUUUGGCAAUGGGAUGCCCAGGAUCCUGCCUCAUAGCCCCUCCACAAUGUGAAUCACUAUCAUUUAAGAUCGUAGUUACCCAUGGAACCCUCCACACUGUAUGACGUGGGACAAUAAAGUAAUGAGACUGAUAUCUAUAUAUCUACUGAAUAUUACAUCCAAAAUAACUUCUCCCUCACCCUAGUCAAAUGAAAUACUCUUGUGAUGUUGAUUUUGCUAAAGGAAAAAAUAGUACCCUUUUAGAUCGCCCUUUGCGCCUUCAUCAAAUUAUUUUAGUUCUCUCAAUUGUGGCAAGUCUUUGUCUUCUGGGUGAUGGUCUGAUUUUUAAAACGGCCAAAGUUAGUUUGGAUCUAAGUUUGGCAGCUAAAUUGGGUGGUACUAGUACACUGAAAUGGUAUUAAUCUAUCUGGAUCUUCUGUUUUUAUCUACAUUCUUUCUCUGGUUUCAAGUCCAGCCUGAAAGGACAACGAUUUGGCAUUAGUAAUAAAGCAUGUUGUUCGAAGGCAACGCCGAAUGACAAUAUCUAAAAUCUAAUAUGAUGAAUUUAAAGUCUUACCUCAAGUGGGCUAAAUGGAAGGAAAUCAGUCUGAUUGGGGUGUAUUUUCAUAAAAUAGAACAGUGACCUCAUUCUGUAAUCACACUUUGUAUAUUUGAGCUGCCAUCGUUGACAUUGAAGCUCCAACUACUCCCUGUCUGGAUCAGAACCCUGGACUUGAGUUCCAGACAAACAAACUUCUGUAUAUUUAAUUACCUGAGAGCUCAUUGAGCUUGUGUCUUAAUUCAACUGUAAUAAACAUGAUUAUUAAAGUUA